Molecule: messenger RNA, 1864 nt
Organism: Daktulosphaira vitifoliae (grape phylloxera)
Lineage: Eukaryota; Metazoa; Arthropoda; Insecta; Hemiptera; Phylloxeridae
Product: host cell factor 2-like
Exons: 2
Coding region: 148-1668 (506 amino acids)
Biological process (GO): regulation of DNA-templated transcription; chromatin remodeling
Cellular component (GO): histone methyltransferase complex
Molecular function (GO): protein binding; transcription coactivator activity
Source: RefSeq, a predicted model, not a curated record
AAUAGAUAUCUUUUAUGAAAAAAAAAUGUUUCUUUUAUUAAUUAAUCUUUUAUCGUUAAGAUAUAAUAUUUGAAAGAAAGUAUUGAAAUACUAUUAAUCAUUUUUACAGAGUAAUCAGUAAUUAUCAGAUUUUAUACAUUUUAUUGAAUGAAUAUGAAUGAUAAAGAUACAGUUGAUGAUGCAGCUAUAAUAGCUCCUGAAUCUGAAAAUGAUAAUGAACCACAACAACUAACUGAAGAUUUAAAAGAUUUGCCAGAUACAGAACCAAUUUUACAACACCAUAAUAAUGAACUAGAAGCUAUGUCUGUUGACGAAACAGAAGAAUCAAAUGGUUUAAAACUAGCCCAUGAAAAAAUUCAUGAUGAAUCUGAAAAAGCUGAAGAAAAAAUGGAAACUAAUGAAUUACCUAUGGCUGUGGAUGUAGCUCAGCCUCAAGAUUCAGAACCGGUGUCAACAUUUGAUUCUGCUCUUACACAUGACGGUAAUAAUAGUUUGGAAUCUAUCAAAAGUGAUAUAACUUCUAAUCAAAAUAAUGAAGCCUUGAAUGAAAAUAUUAUUGAAGGUAAUCACCAACAAUCUAUGCCUUCAGAUAGUUCAGUUUCUACUAACAAUGAAAUCAAACUUGAUAAUACUGGAGUUGAUAUAGAUCAACAAUCAGUUUUGAGUAUGAAAGAUUCAGAGUUAAAGGAUUUAGUAAUGAGAGAGCUGUCUGAAUUUUUAACUGAUGAACCAUCCCAAAAUGGAGGAUCAAUUCCUGACAUCAAAUCAGAAGAUUCAAAAAUUGAAGAUCAAAAAAAUAUUGAACAUUUAGAAAAUUCUCUAAGUGAAGUUAUUAAGAUUGAAUCAAAAGAAGAAAAAAAAUCUGAAAAUGAUAUUGCGGAUGCCCUUUCAACAUUAGCAACUGCAGCUUUAAAUCAAGGUUCUACAAAUGGUUCUAAUGAUGUUGUGAUGUCAAAACCAACUAUGGCUGUGCUCCCUGUAAAACAAGAUGGACCUGCAUGGUGUGAUGUAGGUGUGAUUAAAGGUACUACUUGUUUAGUAAAACAGUUUUAUUCAACAACAACUACUGAUGAACAUGAAAGUACUAGCUUAGAUCAUUUACCUGAUUAUACAAACAAAUUAAAAAUUGAUAUUCAACCUGGUACGGCAUAUAAGCUUCGUAUUGCAGCUAUAAAUGCGUGUGGAAGAGGAGAAUGGAGUGAAAUAUCAGCUUUUAAAACUUGCUUGCCUGGAUAUCCAGGGGCUCCAUCUGCUAUAAAGAUAACAAAAGCACCAGAUGGAGCUAGUUUAACAUGGGAAGCACCUCCGUCAAGUUCUGGUAAAAUAUUGGAGUAUUCAGUUUGUUUAGCAAUUAAAAGUCCAAAAGAUAUUCCCCAGCAAAGUCCUAAAGCUGUAACAACAAGUUUGAACUUUGUACGAGUAUAUUGUGGCCCUCAAAAUGCUGCUGUAGUAAGUCAUGAGUCACUUGGAGCGGCAUUAAUUGAUAGAACUAAUAAACCUGCUAUUAUUUUUCGAAUCGCUGCUAAAAAUGAAAAAGGUUAUGGUCCUGCUACCCAAGUAAGAUGGUUACAAGACAGUAAUAUUCCUGGGUCAAAUAAAAUACCUUCGAUGAAGCGAGAAAAAAGUGUGAAUUUACUGACUGGUGUUCCAAAAAGACCUAAGUUGUGAAGUCUUAUAUACAAUUUUGGUUUAAAAAUGUCUUAUUUAUAAUUAGUUUAAACUUUUUUAUUUACAUUAACAAUUGUAGUCAUAAUUACGUUUAUAAUAUGUAACAAUUAAUUGGAAUUAAUAGCAAGUAAAAUAUUUGGAAAAUGUGAAGCUCAUCUUGUUAAAUUAAAUUAAUAUUGUUUUCCUUUUUUGAUAA